GUUGGUUCACAGAUUGUAUGAAAGAAACCGGGAGGAAAUGUCGGAUGUAUUAUGUACAAUUUACAUAUUUCUCUAACUUUUUUGGUUUAUGUAAAAAAGAUGAUUUUAUCUAUAAUAUGCGAAUAAUUUGAUAAAAUAUCAGUGAGAAAUGCGAGAAAAUGUAUCCCGCGAAUCACAAGACCAUAUUCGUACUGGAUCACACACCGUACUUUGGCAUUUCCACCGAGUGUCCAUUGGAGUUUGACUUUCUGAAAAGUAGGGGACAGAAUUUGAUUCCGCUAGCACCGGUCUGCAAAUCCCUAUGGACUACCAGCGUCGAGGCCUCGUUGGAGUACUGUCGUAUUGUAUGGGAUCUCUUUCCCACAGGCAAAUUGAUUAGAUUCGUGGUUACUGAUCGUGCUGCUUAUGUAUUGAACUCAUGGAGCCCGUUGCAACAGAAUUUGAAUCAUAUAAUGAAUGGCACUGCCAUUUUGGGAGUGCCAAUGAAGACACCGGAUCCCGGCGAAGACUAUUCGGUGAUACAUGGUUUGCGUGUGGCGAUUGAAACUCUAAAUGAAUGCUCUGAGAUACAACACGAGAAAAGGACUUCUCUGAAUGAGAACACUACUAAGUUGGUAAACAGGGGUAGGGUAAUAUGUAUCACAAGCGCACGUGAUAACAGCAAUAUGAAGAGUUUGGAGAAUAUAUUUCUAAAUGAACUUGCACAGGAAAAUAAGACUGCACUAGCCUCGGAUCACUUGAUACCCAUUGAUUAUUGUCACUUGGUUAUAUUGAACAUAUAUCCCAAUAACAUUGAAUCUCAAGUCACUAGUCAAGGCCCUCGAGAGAUAUCACCUUUACUAACAGUAGAAGUGCAUUCGAUUAAGGCCUCGACGCUUCAUUCUAAGUUAUCGCAUCUGAUUUUAUCUCACUACGAUCUAGCCAGCACCACAGUGACAGGUAUACCCAUGAAAGAGGAGCAAAACGCCAGUUCUUCCGCCAAUUACGAUGUCGAGAUAUUUCACUCCUCCUCCGCACAUACUGCAAUUUUGAAAGCAAAUCCGCAAGAUUCAGCGUUGAUAAAAACAUUCAGACGUUUUGAAGAAGGUUCGGAGUAUGAGACGGUUACUUUAAAAUGGUGUACACCGCGUGGCUGUAGCGCAUCGGAGAUGCAGUAUUGCACGGCGAUGCAUCGCAUCACGCCGGUUGACGUCAACAGUAGGCCGUCUUCAUGUUUAAUCAAUUUUUUACUAAACGGACGAUCGGUGAUGUUGGAGAUGGCCAGGAAGACUGGUGGAAAGACUAUCUCUCAUCUGUUGGCAGCACAUGGUGGAGAGAUUUUUAUUCAUACUCUAUCCACUGCUAGAAGUGUACUAGAGGAUCCUCCGUCAAUUAGCGAAGGCUGUGGUGGACGAGUUACAGAUUACAGAAUAACUGAUUUUGGUUUCCUUAUGCGAAAUAACGUGUUAGUACCACUUAAACGUAUUUCCAAUUCUAAUGAUGAUGGGCCAGUAGAAAAAAUGAGAUCAAGGUUAGAACGUCAUACUAAAUAUUGGCCCAUGACUAUUUCCAGUACUCUCAUGUUCAAUUUAAAACAGGUGAUAGAUCCGCUCGCAGAACUAAUGGUGAAGGAAGAGUUAACUACGGAUGAAGUGUUACAGUGUAAGCAAGUAAUCUUCAGUGUACUCGGAUUGGAAGCGAAGCACGAGACGUUGCCGCUACCAAACAUCGGUGGUGGUCGCGGCGGGAAGGGAGGAGUACGCAGGGAAGAACAUUAUCGUUUGCUAUGGGACGAGAUGGAAACGUUUCUCAAACACCACGCGAACAAUUCGGCUACACAUACCGAAGUGCUGAACUGUUUAUUGGAGAUCAGAAAUAAAGAUGACAAGGACAAGGUGGAGCUUGAUCAGGCUUUACGCGAAUUAGACAGUUUCGGUAAGGAAGAUGGAACUGCUCGAGUUAGCGUAAUUAGAGCGACGACAGACUCACCAAUGUCGCCGCCGGCGAGCGUGUCAAUACCUUUGAACAAGCAGUUGCACAAGGCCAAUGCUGGAUCGAAGAGUCUCCUGGACAUUUGGCUACAGCGCAGCGCCCCAAAGGAUAAAAAACCGGACUUUCAUGGUAGAAUCAACAGCGAUGGUCUUAAAGCGAAGCUAUAUCCAAAUUUGAAAGACACGGGAAGAGAACCCAGAGAGACCAUCUUAGAGGGAUAGUUUGAACGAGGAUUUUCAGAAAAGGCGGAAUACAUCCUGAGAAGACGCCAUAUAUGACCAUUACAAAUGGAAAAUCCAGGAAUUAAAAUCCACGCAAGAAUUGAUAGAUUUAAUCAGAGUUAAGAAUAUAUAAUAAGAGAAUUAAGAAGAUAGGAUUUAUUAGAAACUGGAACUCUGGAAGAAUAGAUUCAGAUUACAAAAGACAUCAUAAUACAAGGUCUACAUGUAAUAAACUAAGAAAAAUUCAAGAAUUCAGGUAGGAUAAGAGAAAUAUAACGACGAGACAAAAUAUAUAAUACAAGCAUACGAUUAUCCGAGAUUAUCAUCGGAUAGCUCGAUACCGUGCGAAGAUCUAUCUGUCUACAAGAGUACGUGGGAUGAAAGUGUAUCAGUGGUACAACACCAUUCCAGCUCCCACCUUUUCCUCCACCGUUCUACCGCCGACCGUACCCCUCUCCAUUCCUCCGGCUGUUUUAUAGUCGACACGUCUGCCGAGUGUCUGAACCGUCUAAACGAUGCAUCGACCUCUGUCGAAUCUAUAGUUCACUUCGGCGUGCGGCCCCCGCCGUGCUAAUCGAUGAAUGUAGGAGGACAUCGAAACAAGAGAGAAGCAAGGAGAGGACGGACUCGAUCGCGUGUAUUGCGCGUAACACAGUGUGCACGAUCUUUCUCUUUCUCCUUCAGUGAGAGAGAUAGACAAUGAAAGGGAAAUAUACAUAGACGAAAGAAAGCCCGUAGUACAGGGUGAUCAUUAGGAAGUUAUUGAAACUAAACUGACGCGUUGUAGAUAUACUUACUUGAUGCAAUCCUUGUCAGGGAAAGAUAUAACGGUUUACCCGAAGAUUUGCAAGUUUACAGAAUGGUAGAAUCUUCUAAAUUCAAGAUUGAAGAACUUGAAGCAGAAGAAGACACCAGAGGAAUCAAAGAACCUUUAAAUAUUGCGAAUUGAAGAUAACUUCGAUGUAAUUGGUAACCCGAAAUGGUAACUUCUGGUCCAGCCGCUCAGCAAAUCAUUUGUCCUAGCAUCUCAAUUGUCCUAGACACUUUAAAGAUCCAUCUAAAUUUAUUCUCAAUCUGCUCUUCUAAAAAGAGAAAUGCAGAGUUAUAAGAAGAAAAUUAUGUGACAAUCAAAUCGAUCUAUUUCGAGCGAGGCCAUUACUUAUGCUGCACCUUAUAUAAUGUAACCUGCUAAAAGAGAGACAGAUGGGACGGCGACAAGGGAGGCGAGAGGAUUACGAAGAGAACGAGGAAGAGGAGGAGGAGGAGGAAGAGGAAGAAGAGGAGGGUUGCGGAAGGGGACCAGUGAGUACAAGUGCAUGACGUAACGGUUCAUUCAUCCCGAGACAGGCGAUAGAGGAUAUCCCGGUCAAUGGUAUACUUAUGCAUGUAAACGCGCGCACACGUAUGAUAUAUAUAAGUAUGAGUAUGUAGCAUGCACAUGUCCGUCGCGUUGUUCAUUUCUAUUUUUUUUUCCGGACGUACGCAUCACGUGCAUGCGUGCGUGCAGAGAUGUGAAGCAACACGUGAUAGAAUAUAGAAUUAGAAUGUCCGUCGGGGUUUUUUUCUCGAACUUUUGUAUUCUUCUCAAUUUAGAGAGUUUAUUGUGUUGCUUAAUUGCAAUACGAAGCAAAUACGAAGCGUUUUUAUAUCAUCGUAUACAUUCUCCCCACAAUUAAUGUUCCAGUCAUUAAAUGUCUGUACUUGUCGACGAAUUUACUAAUUCAAUUACAUUGCAUAUUGCUAAAUUAUAAUACAUAUUAUUAUAUAUAGAUAUUACUGCAUAUAUAUAAGUUAUACUAUAUAUAUAUAUAUUUGUGCUUUUUUAAAUAUUUUGUAUGUAUAUAUGAUUUCGAUAUUAUUUAAAACAAGUUGGAAUCAACUUUAACGAUUUCAGCAAAAUUUAAACUUUAUCGUAAAAAUAUUGCACUUCCAGAUAUUUUUGUUAUGAGGAAUACGGUUUAAUAUACGCAAUAUUGGAAAUUUAAAAUUUGAUCUUUUAUUGGCAUAUAUAUAACAACUAUUAAUUAUCGCGAGUAUCACAAUUAUUCCUCGUUAGAUUUUAAUGGAGAAAUAUAGGUUUCUAUAUUCACAUGUUUUCAUCUAGGGGUUUCAGCGGGAAUGUACUAAUUAAUCGCUAUAUAAUUAUUAGCAUUAAAGAUGAUAAUAUUCAUUACAUAUAAUCUGUCUUAUCACUGAUACAAAAAUAUUUGGCAGACAAAUGUAUUGAUAUUGCUAGAAUCGCGAUGGAAAUCUGAAUUUCUUGUUUUAACUGUUCGCCCACAUCGAUGAGAUCGGCGUUAUAUAAUCGAACAUCGUUGUGUAUAUAUAUAUACACAACGAUCAAUAUCAAUGAAGUGCGAUAAUAUGCGCUCCUACGGGGAAUUAUUUAUAGCAUCGUCAAUAUUUUAUGUCGUAAAUAUUACAUACAGUACAUAACGGCAGGGAUACUGAAUAUGUUAAAUAGAUGUAUUAAUUGUGUUGCUUUAGCAGCAGAGCGACUGUAUCGUGCCACGACGAGAUACGUGAGUGUGCAGCGUUUAUAUAAUUGAAACUCGCGAGUAUAGCUGGUACAUAUCGAUCGCGGCCUCCGAGGGUCACUGAACGAAACGAGGGAACGAACCGGGUUCAGCGCGAGCAAAACGCGGUAUCCUUCUGCGCCAAUAAAUAAUUAUAGACAGGAAUUUUAAAGACGAAAAUCUCUCUCAAUGGACGCCGGUUAUGACAAGAGAUAACAAGAUGAAUUGUAAUCAAUUAAACAAUAGUUUUGAUUAAUUUAAAUAUAAAAUACAAAAAAGGAUUUUAUAUCGCUGGUCUAGAUAUAUUUUAUAUGUAUGACUAUUUUCUCCACUUUUAUGAAUUCAUUUACUCUUGAUUCAUUAAAUUAUGUUAUUUAUAUGACAUCUAUAUUUGAAAGAAUUGAUAAAUUGUUAAUCCAGAAUUAACUAAAUGGGAUUAUUGAGCAGAUUAACGUGAGUUUUUUUAACUAAAGCUUUUUUAACUAAGGCUUUGAAAAAGGAUGCUAAAUAUAUUCAAUGCAUUAUAGUUUUAUACUUAUUAAUUAUUUAUACGUUAAUUACUUAUUAUUUAUUUUAUAUGUAUUAAUUAUUUAUUCUCAUACUUUUUAUUUGCUAGACUUAACUGUUUUACACGAAGCUACUGAAUAGAUAAUACAUUUCUCAAAAUAUUAAUUCUUAUUUAUUUUAGAUACGGAAGUAUUUUUAAAUAUGAAACUAUAUUUCUCGAUUAAUUUGCAACUUUAGCUCAGCGAAAUCUUUAUACUCGAUAUAAACCUCGACGACGGAAGCAGAAGCUCAGGCUUAAAUUUUUCAGGGUAUUCCAUAGGGUCCCAUUGAAGACUUUGGCGGCAGCAUGGAACCCGUUUCCCCUUCGUAGGGCUGCCGCCCUUCAAGGCUUACGGUCCGACCGGCUCUUUGUCGUCCCUUUGAGCGACGUCCCUGCAGAAUGUACAAAGCACUAAAGAGAAGCGCAGGGACGUAUUGUAUGGGGAAAUAUACAGUGUGUACCCAAGAUUUUUUUCUCAAACAGCAUCGGAAGAACUGUAUUAAAGUACGAAACUAAUACGAAGAAAAAAUCUGUACGAUUAAGAUCAAGAGGACGUGCUGUAAUAGACAUGCACAAAUUUUAUGCCAAUAUAAAAGUAAUAUAUUUGUGUAAUAAAGAGUAUGAUAAGGUAACGAAAAAAAUAAUUUUACAUUCAAUAAAAAUGUAGAAUUUUAUAUCUAUGAAAAAAUGAAUAUUAUAUUACAUAUAUAUUAGAUGCAUCAAUUAUAUACCACAAUCAGUGAUAUACAUGUAUAAUUCUGCAUUAAAAGAGGAAAAUUUUAAUAUUUAAUAAAAUUUUUGAAAAUUGUAAAUGUGUAAAAAGAAAUUUCGUGAAAAUUUCGUGAAAAUAAAAAUAAUUACG
Messenger RNA from Formica exsecta, 6117 nucleotides. It is a transcript of the gene asun, whose product is annotated as integrator complex subunit 13. Gene Ontology annotation, cellular component: integrator complex. Gene Ontology annotation, biological process: centrosome localization; regulation of mitotic cell cycle. The transcript is spliced from 11 exons. Bases 159 to 2192 code for a protein of 677 amino acids. The record is from RefSeq and is a predicted model, not a curated record. Lineage: Eukaryota; Metazoa; Arthropoda; Insecta; Hymenoptera; Formicidae.